Messenger RNA from Strongyloides ratti, 615 nucleotides. RefSeq lists its product as hypothetical. Bases 1 to 615 code for a protein of 204 amino acids. NCBI's taxonomy places the organism in Eukaryota, Metazoa, Nematoda, Chromadorea, Rhabditida, Strongyloididae. The record is from RefSeq and is a predicted model, not a curated record. The transcript is spliced from 5 exons.
AUGAUCUCAAAGACAAAUUAUUCAAUAAUUGAUAAAUUAUUUGGAUAUAUUAAAAUGGAUUUUUUUAAAAUAACUCAAGAACCAUAUUUUUUUACCAUUUUAUUUUUAACAUUUAUUGCUGCUGUAGCUAUAAAAAAAAUUGUUGUUAGAAAAAAUCCUGAUCAUUUAUUAAAAGGAAAUUUUAAUAGAAAUAUACAAUUUGUUAACAAAAAAAAGAAUAAUAAAAAUAAAGAAAAGGAAGUCAAAGAAAAAAAUAAUGAAGAAGAUAUAAAAACUAUUGAAAUUGAAGAAAAGGUAGAGGAGAAUGAUCUUACUGAAUCAGAAGAAAAUAAAUUAACAACUGACAUUUUAAUAAAUGAUAUUGUAGAUCCUAACGAGACAAUUAACAUGUUUUCAAAAAUAGGUGAAUUACAUGGAAAAUUAGCAACAGCUAAAACACGCAUAGAAGCAAGAAAUUUUCAAAAAUCAUUAACAGAACAAGAGAGAAAAGAAGAAGAAAAUAUAAAAGAAAAACAAUUAAAAGAAAUUUUUGAAAUGCUUCAAGCGCAAGAAGAAAAAUUUGGAAUUCAUUCAAAGUCUGAAUUAGAAGAGCAAUUCAAAUUUUAUGCUCUCUAA